This is a messenger RNA of Syngnathus acus (greater pipefish), 6765 nucleotides long. It is a transcript of the gene tns1b, whose product is annotated as tensin 1b. The coding region runs from base 772 to 5658 and encodes 1628 amino acids. Gene Ontology annotation, molecular function: protein binding. The transcript is spliced from 30 exons. The record is from RefSeq and is a predicted model, not a curated record. Lineage: Eukaryota; Metazoa; Chordata; Actinopteri; Syngnathiformes; Syngnathidae. Gene Ontology annotation, biological process: fibroblast migration.
CCAAAAGCAAGUGUUCAAAUCUCAUGAGCAUCCUCACAAAUCAUCCCACUUGCUUUGGCGGAUGUGGCAGAAGUGACAGCAAACAUUGUUUUCCCAACACACACAUCACACGCUGCCAUUAGCAGCUGAUUUGUGACCGCUAAAAUGCGCCUGCUUUCUAUUUGCGCCUCACCACACACACACACACACACACAAGUAGUUUAAAGUUCAGCUGAGUGUCAUCCGCCUCACACAGAAGUUUGUCAAAACCGCACGUCUGUGGGAAAUGUUCAAUACUCCGAGAUGUGUCGAGAGAAUUGUUUUCUAUCGUAAGCACACCGAGACGUCUGCUUGAGCCGUAAACAUUGUUUGGAGCGGCGCUGGCCGAUGAUUUUCCUCGUAGGAAAGCGGAGCGGCCAUUGUGGGCCACGGCAACUCAGCGCUAACCUCAGCUCACCCUGUCCGUGCUAAUUCAUAUGAAGUUGUCUGGCUUUAAUGAGACGUCACUUUCGCCGUCGGAAGUUGUGCAAAGGUGUGUCGAGGCGGCCAUGGUUGAAGGGGCGGGGGAAGAGUUGAACCCGGGGUGAGACAGAACCAGAUGCGAAAGGGAGGGGGGAGGGAGAGAGAGAGAGAGAGAGAGAGAAAGAGAGAGGGGGGCAAAAGCAGAAGGGCUUGACGAGGACCAUACGGAGGGACGACAAAGGAAGAAGCGCGUCGGCGGCGGCCGAAGCAUGCGGCGGCUCGGCCUUUGAAAUAGAGCCGCUUUUCCAAGAACAAGUUUCCCGGCCAGAGAUGGACAGAGAAGGUUCUUUGAGGAGGCGGCUGGCCUCUCUCAGGGGGGCCUGGAGAUGGAGUACCGGCUACGUAUUCAGGAAGGUUUCAAUCAAAUCGUCCAAAAGCAUGGAGUCACGCCGAAGAGCGUCCAGCAGGAGCGCCAGUCUGCUGCAGGAGAGCUACGAGUUGGACCUGCUCUACAUCACAGAGAGGAUCAUCUCCGUCUCCUUCGCUAGCGGCGCCGAGGAGCCCGCCUACGCCGCCAACCUGCGCGAGGUGGCCUCCAUGCUGCGCUCCAAGCACGGCCACAACUACCUGCUCUUCAACCUCAGCGAGAAGCGUUAUGACAUCGGCGAGCUUCAUUCCAAGGUGUUGGACUUUGGCUGGCCCGACCAUCACGCGCCGGCUCUGGAGAAGAUCUGCAGCAUCUGCAAGGCCAUGGACACGUGGCUAAGCGCCGAUUGCCACAACGUGGUGGUCAUCCACAAUAAGGGCAACAGAGGCCGAACCGGAGUGGUGGUGGCUGCCUAUAUGCAUUACAGCAAUAUAUCUGGCAGCGCCGAGCAGGCUCUGGACAGGUUCGCCAUGAAGCGUUUCUAUGAAGACAAAGUGCUUCCUGUGGGGCAACCUUCUCAGAGAAGGUACGUGGAGUACUUCAGCGGUUUGCUGAGCGGACACAUCAAGAUCAACAACAAACCGCUGUUUCUUCACCACGUCAUCAUGCACGGCAUUCCCAAUUUUGAGUCCAAAGGAGGGUGCCGUCCUUUCCUGAAAAUCUACCAGGCCAUGCAGCCCGUCUACACAUCUGGCAUCUAUAACGUUCAAGGGGACAGUCAGACGAGCAUCUGCAUCACCAUUGAGCCCGGCCUCCUUCUCAAAGGAGACAUUCUGCUCAAGUGCUACCACAAGCGUCAUCGCGGCCCGUGCCGGGACGUGAUUUUCCGGGUGCAGUUCCACACGUGCGCCGUUCACGACCUGGCAAUCGUCUUUGGCAAAGACCAGCUCGACGAGACCUUCAAAGACGAGCGGUUCCCAGAAUAUGGCAAAGUGGAGUUCCUUUUUUCUUUCGGCCCAGAAAAAAUGUAUGGUGUGACUCACCUGGAGAACGGGCCCAGCGUCUCGGUGGACUACAACACGCAAGAUCCGCCCAUUCGCUGGGACUCUUAUGAGAACUUCAACGAGAAUAACCAGGACGCUGCGGAAGACGUCGUCCACACCCAAGGUCCGUUGGACGGGAGUCUCUAUGCCAAAGUGCGCAAAAAAGAGUCUGUUGACGGGACGGUCGCGCUCAACGGACUGCCGCCGCCGCCAGGGGCGCCGCCGGCUGCUCUCGAACACGCGUUGCCCGCCGUCGAUCACGCCUUGUCUGUGAGCAGCGACUCGGGAAACUCCACAGCCUCCAUUAAAACGGACGAAGCGGCGGCGGCGGCGGCGGCGGCAGCGAUCCACCCCGCCGUGAACCUGCCAAGCGCUCCCGCCGUAGCCCGCUGUGACGAGCAGCGACCCAUCAGUCCGCAGGAGAAACAGGAGCUGGAACAGCUCCUGGGUGGCCUGGAGGGACCUACCAUGCGCGGACAGGGCGAGCGCGCCUCGCCCGGCGUCGGCGCCUUACUCCAGCGGGUGCCCGCCCAGGUCCACGUCAACGGUCACCGCAACAUGGACCGGGAAACGGACAUUUUAGACGACGAGCUACCCAGCGCUCACAAGGCAAACAGCGUGGACAGUCUGGGGACGUUGUCCUCCUCCGCCGACGGCCGAGCCACCCCGGCCGAUCUCUACGACCGCUCGGAAUCGGCCCUCGACGGCCAGGAGCGCGUGCCGUACCUGGAGCGCGGCGUGGCCAAAAGCCCGGCGCCGUCGCAAACGGGCUCCGCCGACAAACUGGAGACGUGUGACCAUUCUGCCUCUCGGAUUCUCUACCGUUCCCAGUCGCUGGGUUCGGAUACGCGGGCCAUGCCCCCGGCUCCCGCCCGGACCACCAGCAGCAGGGACGCCGUCCAACGCGGCCUCAACAUCUGGCAACGCUUCGGGGUACCCGAGGAGCCUGUCACCGAAGGACUCACUUUCGGGACGCCGCCCGCUCACCGGAGCCUUCCGCAGUUCCACAGCGCGUCGCAGGAGGAGAUUGAGAAAUCCAUCGAGACGCUCAACCUCCUCAUGUUGGACUUGGAGCCGAGCCGUUGUUUCGUGCCAAAGUCGCAAAGCGCUCCUCUGAGGCCGAGCCGCGUGGUCACCGUGCAGCCGUCCUUCUCCCAGAGCCAAAGCGGAGCCAUCUAUGAGGUGGAGACGCCUCCCGCGUCCGGCCGACAGUCGCCCGUCAAAUCCGGCUCGCCCCUCGGAUGGGAAACCGGCGGAGCCGCUCCAUCUGGAUCCGGUCCUCUUCAGCUCAAAGCCGCCGCCGCCGCCGAUGACACCUUUGCAGCGAGCCCUUUGUCCGGCCCCGGCGCGGUGCCCGCUCGGAGGGACCGUGAACCCGACCGGCACGUCUUGAGCGUGGAAGGACUGGUGGCGCAAAGAGUUGCAGAAUACUCAGCACGAGCUCAAAGGCUCACCUCCAGAAUUUCCUCCUCUCACUCACUUUGGGGUGUCCGCUCCCACGGGACGUCUGCGGACGAGCCGGCGCUUUCCCCCCGCCGUAGGAUCACGAGCGACGGCUCCGAAGACGCCACGUCCCCCGACGUCCCGCUUCGUUCCCCUGUCCGUUGCGUUUCUCCGGAGUUCGCCAACGCCAUCGCCAUGAACCCCGGCGGACGGCCCAAGGAGAGACACAUGCACAGCUACCGGGAAGCCUUUGAGGAGACGGAGGGCGGGCCCACCAGCCUGACCCCCACAGUCGGUGGUGAGGUGCUUCCCCAAACUCCCGUCUCGCCACACACCCCUUACUUCAACCUGUGUCGCUCACCUCCGGGUCUGGCCAAGACACCGCUGUCGGCGUUGGGCUUGAAGCCCCACAACCCGGCCCAUCUCCUGCUCAACCAAACCGGCGCAGAUGAUGAGCACGUUCAGGACGAAGAAGCGCCCCGAAGUUACGUGGAGUCGGUGGCGAGGUCGGCCGUGACGGGCGGAGAGCAAGCACCCCGAAGCCCUCAAGGCGACGCUCCGGAGCAGGCCGCAAGUCCGAGUCCCGCAUGCCCCACCCUCCACCGGCCGCUGUCCAGUAGCAGCGGUCCCGAGCACGGCUCGCAGGGCAACGCCGCCUCGGCAGAAAUCAACUCCGGCAGUCCGCCUCGAGCCGCUACCGAUUGGAGUUUGCUCAUGCAGGCGGCAGCGAGCGCAGCCUCCACUCCCGCGUCGUCCGCUUCCCCCAACUCCUCUCAUCUGGAUUCCAUUUCCGCAACAGCCUCCUACCUCGGCCCCGACGUCCAGACCGAGAGCCGCGCGGCCUCCGAUUCUAGCCGAGGCCCCUGGACGGAGGCCUUCCAUACCGGAAGUCCCCACUUGGGGCUGCGGGCUUGUGUCCCGACCUCUUCGGACCACCGGCCAAGCGCCUAUCAGGAAGCCUACACCAAUGUCCCCGCGGUGAACGGGGGAGCGGACUUCCGGAGCAGCCCCGUCCUCGAGCGCCAUCAGCCGUCUCAGGGAAGUCAAGCGCUCACGCCGCAGGCCUCGACGGGACAGCGCUCGCGACCGAGCCCGACCCUCGGCAGACGAGCGUCCUCGGGACAAGCUGCGGCGAGCGCGCUCGGCGGACACCCGUCCCUCUCCCAGUUGCAAGGGAGCCCCGGUUUGGAGCGACGCCCCGUGCGCAGCGGCUACGCCACGCCGGACGAGCGGCACGCCAACCUCUCCCGACAGAGCAGUUCCUCGGGUUACCAGGGACCGCCGACCCCCUCCUUCCCCGUUGACGCCGGCGAAACGGCGGCUGCGGGCGGAGGCUUCCGACAGGCGAGCGCCACGCCCGCUUUUCAACCUCAGCUACCGGAAAAGAGGCGCAUGUCGAGCGGCGACAGAGCCAACGGAGCGCCGGCGUACGGCUCCCUGAGCGAAAAGAGCAAUCCCGGCUACUUCCACACCCUCUCGGACUUCUCGCGCUUCAACAUGCCCGACGGAGGUCCCGAGAGCAGGCUGAACGUCAAGUUUGUCCAAGACACGUCCAAGUUCUGGUACAAGCCCGACAUAUCCCGAGAGCAAGCCAUCAGCGUGCUGAGAGAACGCCAACCCGGGGCCUUUGUGAUCCGCGACAGCCACUCCUUCAAGGGGGCCUACGGCUUGGCCAUGAAGGUGGCCUCGCCCCCUCCCUCGCUGCAUCCAAACAAAAAAGGUGACAUCACCAACGAGCUGGUGCGCCACUUCCUGAUUGAGAGCAGCCCCAAAGGAGUCCGACUCAAGGGUUGUCCCAACGAGCCGUACUUUGGCUGUCUGUCGGCGUUGGUCUACCAACACGCCAUCACGCCGCUGGCCCUGCCCUGCAAGCUGCUCAUUCCUACCGCAGAUCUUGUCGAGGAAGAGCCGCAAGUGGUGAAAAGCAAUCCGCUGUCUGAGCGACUGAAGGAAGGAGCGGCGUGCAACGUGCUCUACAUCAACUCGGUGGACAUGGAGUCGCUGACGGGCCCCCAGGCCAUUGCCAAGGCCAUUUCGGAGACUCUGGCCGCCCCCGCCUGUCAGUCGGCCGUCGUGCACUUCAAGGUGUCCUCGCAAGGCAUCACGCUGACCGACAACCAGAGGAAGCUUUUCUUCCGCCGCCACUACCCCUGUAACACCGUCACCUUCUGUGACAUCGACCCUCAGGACAGAAAGUGGAAGAAGCCCGAGGGCGGCACGGCCAAGUUGUUUGGCUUCGUGGCGCGAAAGCAGGGAAGCACGACGGACAACGUGAGCCACCUCUUUGCCGAGAUGGACCCCGAGCAGCCCGCCGGCGCCAUCGUCAACUUUGUCACCCGGAUGGUUACGUUGCAAAAGCGAUGAGCACGGCAAUUUCUUCCCUCCACUCACUCACUCACUCACUCACUCACUCGCCCCAGCCUCCCUCCUUCCCUCCCUCCCGCACCCAAAACUCUUUUGCUUACUUCCCUCCCUCCUUUGACCAACAGACAGACAGACAGAUGGACGGACGGACACUCCUUUCCCCUGCAAACACUUCUCGGCGUCGCGUCCGAGCACACGUUUGUCUCGUCUCGUCUCGCUUGCGCCUUUCUUUGCGGACGGACUCUCGAGCGGAGCUGCGGAAGUGCAGAAAGGGGGCGGAGUCGGAUGUGAGUAAGUGCAACAUUUUUGCACUUUUGUUGACCCAGACGUCACGUGGGCGGGAACAUAAUCAAUUGUGGCACACACUGGAAAAAAAUGUUGUGUUGAAAUUUCCUCCAUUUCAUUUGACAAAACAAACCAUCUGGAUCCUUCAAAAAAAAAAAUCCGGACAACAUGCGUUUUGCAAUUUCUCCCAUUUGCUUGCGCACACGUGCAAGUUGUUGACAGAAAUGACCUUCAAGCCGCAAAAUGAGCCUUUUGUACGUUGCCACAAUGUUUUUGUUUUUUUCCCUUCCCUUCUCCUCCCAUGUCAUGUCUGGGUCUUUGUCGUUUUGGGGAUACGCCAGAAGAGAAAAGUCAAGUUGUGUGACCUUGGUGGAUUGCAAAUGGCAACUUUUGAAGUGCUCAACCAAAGACAGCUUUUGCGCAUCAAGACACACACACACACACACGCACACACACACACACACACACACACGUGGCCGCUUGUUUGAUUGUGUAUGUACUGAUACUGUAGGUCGAUUAAUCGCUCGCAAAAACAACAACAAUGUUACAGGGCUGUUUUUUUUCUUUUCUAUUUUAUCAGCACUUUUGUGCUCGUUGUAAAUAUUUCUCGUGCCUGACUUCCUUUGAUAAAGCAACCUUUUUUAAUUGAAAAAACAAAGAAAGAAAACAUUCAGCAUUUCAGGAUUUCCUAAAUAUCUGAAACGAAUGCGCAAAAUUCCGAUGACUUGGCUUGCUUGGUGUGGUCCCCCAUCCUAAAGGCAUAUCUUUCGGUAGUGCCGCCCUUAGAACUAAAGCCUAUAAAUCACGUCAAGGGUGAAGGAA